AUGGAGAAGCCAGGGAAGAAGAUUGCUGUAGGGCGGGCUGCCGCGGGACUCUCCGUCUUCAUCGUCAUUGUUGUCGUCCUGUCCUUUAGUUCCAUGAACCAGCUGGAACACCGGGCUCUACUGAACGCUGGCCUUGCCGUCAUCGACAGAUUCACCUCUCGAACCUCACGGACGGCACCCUCAUCCAACUGCUCCGCACCGCUCCCCGCCUUCCGCCUUCUGAUCGGCAUCCUCACCCUGCCGCAGAAGUACGAGCGUCGAAACCUCCUCCGCCUCGUCUACGGCCUCCAGACGCCAAAGAUCGCCCAGAUCGACGUCAAGUUCGUCAUCUGCAACCUCACGAACGAGGAGCACCUCGCGUUCAUCGCGCUCGAGAUCAAGCGCUACGAGGACAUCAUCAUCCUCAACUGCACGGAGAACAUGGACGGCGGCAAGACCUACACCUACUUCUCGAGCCUGCCGCACCUUUUCGGCCCUACGCCGGGCACCCGUUCGCCGCCUUACGACUACGUGAUGAAGGCGGACGACGAUACAUUCGUCCGGCUGGCCGGCCUGGAGGAAUCGCUGAAAGAUGCGGCUAGAGAAGACAUGUACUACGGCUUCCUGGCUCCCUGCGACAACAUGGACGCCUUCACUGCCAACUACAUGGCAGGGAUGGCCUACGUGCUGUCGUGGGACCUGGCCAAGUGGAUCAGGAGCUCGAACUACGCCAAGAGCCACCAGGUAGGUCCAGAGGACUUGCUGGUGGGCGACUGGUUCCGAGCUGGUAAGGUGGCGAAGAACCGGUACAACAAUAAGCCUACUAUGUACGACUUCCCCGGUGCUGUUGGCCCAGACCACACCUGCUCCCAUGACUUCAUUCCCGGCACCGUCGCCGUCCACCGGGUGAAGCGCAAUCGGGACUGGCUGCUUGUGCUCUCCUACUUCAACUACACCAAGGACAUCAAGCCAUCCUCUUUUUACCAUAUUCCCUAGCUGCUGGUUGGUGAAUUGAGUGUUUAACUCUUU
Molecule: messenger RNA, 1008 nt
Organism: Nymphaea colorata (pocket water lily)
Lineage: Eukaryota; Viridiplantae; Streptophyta; Magnoliopsida; Nymphaeales; Nymphaeaceae
Product: beta-1,3-galactosyltransferase pvg3-like
Exons: 1
Coding region: 1-975 (324 amino acids)
Cellular component (GO): Golgi membrane
Molecular function (GO): hexosyltransferase activity
Source: RefSeq, a predicted model, not a curated record